UAAAAAGAUUUCGCACAAAAGGGAGAAAAUAGUGCUAUAAAGAGUGCUAUCUUUCCAAACAACCAACGGAUCUGAGCCUUUGAGAAGAAAGAAAAAUUUUCACGGUGUAGUAACGUCAAUGACAAUUCCUUGAGUAAUGCAGUUGUGGUAUGUUUUCCACAACAAAAACUCCGCCUCCGCAGUUUUCAUUAAGACCAACUCCACCAUCAUGAACAUCUCAUCAACGAUUACUUCAUCGUCGAGCUCUCCAAAAAGACUAAAAUUCCCUUGCACUCUCCUUUCCGAUUUUCAUUUCCAUCUUUCACGCCUAAAUAUGAAUGAAUAAUUAACUUCAAUCCCAAAAAGAACAACAACAACUUGUGCACCGCAACCAUGGAUAAUCCUACGUCCAUCUCAGUUUGUUCCAAAAGCAAACAAAUCACUAAAGCAAUACGACAUUUUGAUUUGAGAAAGACAGACAAUAUUAUUAAGUAGUAUUUUGUACUGAUUAUUACAUGUCACGCCGAAUUAUUGUUAUUUGUUGAUAAUUCCAACCAUUUCCGUCUGAUUUAUUAAAGAAGAAGAUUUUAUAAUAUUUUUAGAUGUUAAGAAGUUAAAAUUAAGAAGCGUUGAUUGAGCAAUUUUUUUGAUUUGCACUGAAGGACAGCCAACUUUAUCAACUUUUUGUAAAUAAUUGUAAAAUAUAUAAGUCAAAGUGAAACUAAACACGUACAAAACAAAAGAAUCAAAGAACCCACCUGAGCUUAACUUUCUAGUAAUAUUAUAUUUCCGAAGGCGAUGUUGAUAAUAUUUUUGUAUCGAACCACAUUUUUUAUGUACGUAUUUUCCUACUAGCCGAUUCUUCCCAUAUAAUUUGUAAAUUUCUCCAAGAUUAAGACUAUGUAUGCUGCAGCAGGGGGCGCUUCUCUCGCUAGCAGACAGGCCAGACAAAAGCAAAAGCAGAACAAGCAACGGCAGCAAAAGCAGAAUAAAGCAACAGAACUAGCUUCGAAACCGCCGCAAGCCAAAAACUUUCAGAAUUACACAGAUCCAUUAGUUCCUAGGCUUUCCCGAGUCGAAAGGGGCACUCUAAAACCAGCUCCUCCAAAUGAAAGGCGACAUUCAGCUUCGAACUACCACCUCAAAGAACCUCAGCACAGAUCUCGGAUUCGAGAAAGCCCUUCGAUAUCGAUUCCAGUACAAAACAUACCCGCCGCACAACAACCCUCAAGUCCCCAACACCAUCCCCCCCAUUUACCUUUGUUUUCUACACCUUCCCUCCAAAGUCAACUGCCGCAAAUUUAUAUUCCCGAAGAUGGAAACCUGGAGAGGAGGUGUAGCUUCGUUCGACAGGUCGAGGAAAUGGAGAAACACCAGGAGCAGGGGUUACUCGAUAACUGCAACCAUAUUUGUAACUUCGAAUUUAAGGAACAGUUUUACACGGAGUACGACAGGGAUGCGUUCGGAAGUUUGGACUAUCCGUUUUCUGAGUGUUCGCAAGGGCGAGCCGCAUGGCAGGAACGUGAAAGGGAUAGACGCUGUUCACUCUCCGAGGAAGCGCGGCAACAUCGCAUCAAGCAAACCGAAGCUCAUCAUCGAUGGAUGAAAAGGAACAGGAUACACGAUUCAAGCUACGGCGUCGGCUCGGACGAAGAAGACUUCUUCAGCGUGUACCACCAGAGCGCCGCCGCGAACGCCCUUCUCUACGUCGGUUUGGGAACCACCGCGAUCGGGAGUGUCAUCUUCUUCGUGGGCACCGGCGAGAAAGGCUUCAAAACCUUAGAACUACGACUCAUCGGACCUACUCUCAUAGCCUGCGGCCUACUGUGUUGCCUAAUUCGAGUGUUAUUAUGUGCCGUGCCGUCUACUUGUUUUAGAAAUCGAAAAAAGACUCGGCUCAAAGCCAACGUAUGUCCACACGGAUCCAAUAGGUAUCUGGCGACUAAGUUUAAUUGUGCGCAUGAUUCGGAUUUUGUAAAUGUAGAUAAGACUUCCCAUAGAAAAAGUAAAAAGAAAGUUUCCAUAGUACCGCCUAAUCAUUCGUUGCCUAGUACUAGUACCGCUGAAUACAAGGAGCUACCUCAGUCGGCUACGAAGAUCUCCAUACCGGAGAUCCAUUUGCCCAACAGCUUUAGCGAAGACGGAAAUAAAUCUCCGAGAGAGGACUCCAUCAUCGAGCUGCAAGCUCUGGACUUAACUUAUGAUAUACAGAGUAUUUCAAGUUCCGAUAGUGCCAGUGAAAGCAAAUCGGUGAUCGAAGCGGAAAAACUGACAUCGAAGUUCAUAAAAUCGAGAGAGCCUGCGAACAGCAGUUGCCAAGGCGAUGACAAUACCGAGACUUGUUUAAGUGUUGUUCUAGAAAGAAAUGACAAUAGUGAAAGUAGUGAUGGAGAUAAAGAAAAAACUACUAGUGAUAAACAGGCGCACAGCGGUAUUGUACUAAGUCCUUUACAGUUAGGACAAUAAUAUACAUUUAAGUUAUUUAUAACAAUUAAGUUUUAGUCAGUUUGUGAAGUGUUCAAAAAAGUUUUUCAUUUUUAUCACAGAGGUGUCCAAACAUUGGUUUGUUUAUCAAUUAUAAAUUAUUAUUGAAUAAAAAGUCGGCAUGUUUAAAUAAAAUGGUAUUUAAAGGAAAUGUUUACAGAUUAAGAUGACAAAGGUGUUGCGUAGUUAAAAUAAUACAACAGCUUUUCGUGAGCAAUAGUUUAAAACGGCCUACACACGUCCCGACCUUGCCAUCCGACCAGACUUAAUUUCGACCUUGCCAUCCGACCAUUCUUGGUGGGGUGAGCUCUACACACGUCCCGACCAUAUUAUACGACAAAGACUGAACUUCCUGACCAUUACCUACCACAUCCUAGUCUAUCGGACUGUCGGGAUAUCACGUUUGUACAACCAGAUCGGUCGGUACAACUUGUUUUGUUGUUUCAACGAGACUACACUCAAUAAAAUAUAAAAUUACAACAAUGACUAACCAAGAACCUACCUUAAAAUCACAGUAGAACAAAAAAACUAAGAUUGAGUAAAAUAAAGUAAAGGAAAUCAGUCUGAGGCAAAAAAACAAGAGCAUUCAAUCAGUGUAUUCUACAUGUGCGGGCAAGUGAUUAGUCAACUAUUUAAUCUAUCAAAUAUCUAAGUAGGUAUCUAGGUCAUGUCAUGAGAGGUUAGAGGUCAGCAAAGAAGCAUAGACCGACAGCCUAUAUUCUGGCUAAACAAUUUAAGACAAUGGUAACAUUGUAACGCUGUUGAACUAUUUAGAGCAGUAGUACCAAACGUGAAGAUAGCCGUAAUGAUAGCCUACCUUCUUAAAGGAGACAGCACUUAAAGAAGAUGAAGAAGAAGGAAAGCGUUCUUUAUUUUAACAUUUGUCGAUUGGUAACUUUUAUUUAUUUUACACAAUGGGUAAAUUAUACAAAUAUCUUCUUUAAGUGCUAUCUACACGACGAAGGUUGGCAAUCAUCAUGGCUAUUCUGACCGUCGAGGCAGCUGCUCUGAACAAUUGCCUUCAGCUGCAUACAAACCAUCGUCUCAGGUUCUUCAGCCAGGAAACGUGUCUCCUUCCUAAGUUUCUCCUACCCUCAAUUUUUCCUUGAAUUAUGAGUCUGAAGAUAUUGUAUCUUUCCCUUUCAUCACAUGCCCAAUAUAUUAUAUAGCACUAUAUAUAUUUUUUUAAAUGUUUUAUUUAGAAUAUGUCCUUAACUAAGAACAAUAGCUAAAUUAUUUGACAAAAAUUUGAAAAAUUAACCUGUAGAGGGAGAUCCAGUGAUAACCCUCUUUACAUAAAUUAAAUUAAAACAAGUUAAAAUAAGUUUAGUUAUCACAGAUUAUUCGAAUCUUCUUGCUAGGUCCACUGCUUUGAAUCUGUUCAGGCGUCGUACAUCAUUAUGGUCAUCAGUGAGGUUGCUGGCUAACUCGUUUGGAUGAGGUUCUAGUCUCUUGGAAUAUUUUUUGUAAUAUUCUGUUAUUACUGUUUUUAUGGAUGGCACAUUGAGGUCUUGCUCUAUCACAUAGUUUGGCACGUGCCAAGGGGCAUUUAGCGUUGUUCUAAGGACUUUGUUCUGGGUAGUACUAUAUAGUACUAAAUAUAUAGUAUUGUAUGUUGGGGUUGAAGCAGGGUUGAGACAGCUCCCAAACAUAAAAAAUACAACGAAAAAAAUAGCGAAGCCAAUGAUUUAUAUAAAAUACAUACUGAACGUUAAGGUAUCAGACUAAAAAGAAAUAGCUAGGUUUGUAAUAAAACUAAACUGAAAGGUUUAAACAGAAGAAGGAAGGGUAAAAUAUUUCGACGUUGGGAUCCAUAAAAUUACAAGCUACAAAGAAGGAAACCACAAUUGAAGAGUGGAGAUAUAUAACGGGCCAAGUGACAAAAAUACACAAUCGAGAAAAAUGAGUUUUUAUCGGGAAACGGAAUACUAUACUUAACGGCGGACGCUAUCUGUUGAAUUUAUUUAGAGCUGUUUUCAAUGCAACUGUCACUUGGCCCAUAAUACAGGUUAACGGCAUUGUUGCAUAGACCAUUAUAAUGGAAAAAACAAAAAUAUUGAUUUUUUGUCACUUGGCCCAUUAUAUAUAUAUCCACUCUUUAAUUUAACGUAUCCGAUGCAGAGACAUGUUAACGAUAGACCAGGCUAGUUAUAUGCCACUCAAUGCAUCGGGGUGUAACGCCAAUAUCAAGUACGGUGGUCUAGCUAUCUUUGUCUGUCGUGCGAGUGUGAGCGUAUCUACCAAGAGGUGGGAGUAAUGGAACGACACAAACACAGAGGCGGCGGCCAUCAUAUGUUAGAGAGAGAAAGCUAAGCGCCGGUAGAUAGAGAUAGGUAGACCACCGACCCGAACUGCUCCGUGUCACGCUAUUUUUCGGAACUGACCUAAUCUACUUAUUAUUAUAUCUAUGAUCAGAUGACAUAAAACAACAUAUUGGACCAAUAUGGAUGCACAAAGUCCAAUAGAGAAAGAAUGACGAAACAGGUGGAUUAAGUGCUAUAUUGAGAUAGUAGAAUAAGUGUUCAGAGUCAGUUACUGAACGCUGAAAUAACUGAAAGAGACCACAGACACGAAUAUCUUUAGGAAAAUUGGGACAGAAAUCUUUAAAAAAAAGAAGGAAUAUCGAAUGGAACCAUCGAAUAGAUCAUUCGUUUAUUAUUGUAAGUUUAUAUUUGCAUCUAUGAGACCAUUAUUCAACGAUUUAAUUCAAAAGCAUGUCAAACAUUAUUAUAAAUUGAAUAAAAAACGAUUUUGAAACAAUUAAAAUCAAAUCCUAGCAAUAAAAAUUACGUUUUACAACCUGAUGUGUCAUAUGACAUGAUAUCUGACAAGUGAUUUAUUAUCGAAUACAGUUGACAGAUACUAUACGACAAAUAACAUCCGAAAAACGUAUAGUCCAUUCGCUCAGCUUGGAAAUAUUUUGACAGAUUCAUUUUUAGAAACAUGCAACACAAAAAUUCCUAUCUCUAAUUAAUAAUAGCUCAAAAACGUAAUGUUACAUACUUCUUUCAUUGCAAAGAAGAAGAAUAAUCAUGAAUAAUGGGAGUAUAUGUUCAAUAAUUUACAUUUUAUAAACGACUACAAAAUGUUACAAAUAAACUUCUGUUCUAAUUUAUGCAGUUUUUUUGCUUAAUAGCCUGCAUAUGCAAAUUUUUUUCCGAAAAUGGUCCAAUAGGUUUUUUAAUUAAACAUCUUUUAAAAAUAUUUUUAAAUAUUUUUAUUAGGUUAAAAACUUUGACUUUCAUUUAGCAGAUGUCGUUAGGCACCUACUCCAUUAAGUCAGUUGCAGUGCGAGGACUAAGGGCGAAGUCCCAUUUAUCCGAUCUCCGAUAUCCGACAUACGAAAAUCGUCUUUUUUCGUAGUAGCUAGUUUAGCAGCUGUCACAUGGUUGCGAUUAUCGGAUACGAAAAUCCGUAUAAACUGUCAACUGUUCAUGGUCAAAUGUCAAUUUUUUUUAUUGUUUGACCUUUGUUAUUUGUUUGGUUUGAUUAGUAAUGGCAAUAUUGUUGUAAUUUGUAAUUGUUAUUAUGCUUGAUACUAUAAAUAUUAUUUAUUAUAUUAUUUAUAGUAUCUUGUUAUUAUGGAUAACGUUGAAGAAACAAUGGAGGAGAUGCAAGAAACUAUGGAAGAGCUGAAAUAUUUAUCAACAUCAUUUAGCUCCAUUUCCUGCAAUAAAUUAUUAAAAGCCCCUUGUGACUUUCUUUGUUUAAAUAUUUCACGAACCCAAUAUCUUCUUGGCCGCAUUGUACGUUUUGGUUUGGUUUGGUUUAUUUUCACGAAUUAAAAGAAGCAGACAUAAUAAUAUACUGUUUUAUUAACUUUACGAACAUAACUUCUUCGAUUCAAAUCCCUGUUUCAAUAAAUUGAAUGCACAGAAAUAAAAUGAGGUUACGUUACAAUUACAAAACGUCCGUUUUAUCGGAAAAAGUUAAAAUAAUUUCAACUUUAUCCGAUGUCGGAAGUGUAGUUAAAACUUUCGGAUGAAAUUCGGCGCGAAAAUAUUCUGAUUCGAUUCUGACCAAUGAGAAUACAUUCGCAUCAACGUAUCGUCGGAAAUCGGAUACAUGGGACGUCGCCCUUACUCUCGCAGGUUUGUCACUUGGGGCAGAGAACAGCACGCCUACGCCUCUCUGAUUAAUAUGUAACUCUAUGCUGAUGAUUCCUCCAACAAGAGGCGAAAAUUGUCGAUUUAGAGUGCUGGUUUGCGCUCUCUGUGCUAAGGUCCGCUUGCCACUAUGCUAAAUUUAGUACUGAAAUUAGUACUAAAAAUAUUGUAUCUACAAAUUAGAUGCGCGCGCCGAUUUAGUACUAAAAAUUAAAACAUGUUCUAAUUUCUUGUACUGAAAUUGACACAAUAUUAAAAAGUGAGGUUGUAUUGUAUAUUAGGUACUUUUGUUUUGUUUAUAGGUACAUAAUAAUAAUAGUGAUUUCAACUUUCAACAUGUGGAGCCAAAGGCAGAUUGAAACAUUAAUAGAGUUUUACAAAUCGAAUCAAUGAUCAAUGUUUGUAUGUGCCAAAGCACCCUCUCUUUAAGAAUAGGAACGCAGGAAUUAAAGUUUUGGAAGAAAUAAAGGCAGAAUUAGCCAAACUAGGUGUGGAUAUAUCUGUAGCAGAAAUAAAAGCCAAGUUUGCCAGUUUUGCAAAAAUACUUCUUCCCAUCUUUUAUUGUUAAUAAGUUAAUGGAUUUCAACUUGCAAUAUCAAUUAGUAAAGCUACUAUCUAUGAACCUUGAGUAAAGCUCAUGUAAAUUUAGUAGAGGGCAUGCCUAUAUGCUGAUUACAAUUCGUAUAGUUGCAAACACAAACUUGGCACAAACUGACAUUUUUCAUACUAAAUCGACUCGCGCAACUAACCAAUAUUUUUAGUACUGAAAUCAGUACUGAAAUUAGUAUAAUGGCAAACGGGUCUAAGUGAAAAAUAAGACAGUUUUGCCUUCGCAUUGCAACUGAAUAAAAAUGGUAUACUUUUUACUUUGCAUAUUUUGUUGUUUAGAUAUUGUGUAUAUACGCGUUUGCUUGGUUUUAUAGUAAUUUCCAGCUACUGCCAGUCGGUCAAGAUAUAACCAACCUACCAAACAAUAAUUACUAAAUUUACUAAACAAUUGGGACUGAAAUCAGCGAACGAGUAUACUUAUAACUGGGAUACCUGUAUUUAAAGAUGUCGAUUAUUUUUAAAUUAGAAGACCUAAACACACCGCCUUGAUUGAGUCUGACAAAUGAGUCUGACAUAUUAUCUGACAAGUUAUUUAUGAUAUAUGACAGUUGACAGAUGCUAUACGACAAAAAAUAUCAUCUUAAAGGUGUUAGUGGGACACCUGUAUUUAAGAAUGUUGAUUAUUUUUAUAUUAAAAAUCAUAUGAUACUCCACCCUGAUUGAGUCAAGCAACUAGGUAUAUAACGGAAUUGAUUAAUUUUCUUUGAUAGUUUUCACAAACUGACUGAUUGUUACAGAUUUGACACAUGUUUUAACCGAUAGUGCAAACGUUUUUUUACAUUAUUUUUGCACAUUUUGAUGACAAUAAUGAAUGCAAACUCUAUUAGUAAAUAUUUUCUAAUGAUACUCGAUAGACCUAAGUGAAAUAAUCAAAACACCGUUUUGUAUUGUUGUGCACACUAUAUAUUCUUAAUAAGAUAAGUUUUUUGUCUUUAACACUGUUAAAUUGUUCAUUAUGCAUGGUAUAGGAAUUAUCUUUAAUUUUUUCUUUUAAUAAUAUAACUUCUCUUUUGAAUAAAAAUAGGGUAGAGUGAGUUUUAAUAUGUAAGUUCCAGCGCCUAUGGUGCAACUGUUUUGAAACUACAGUCUGAAACCAAUUGCACUCGCAACUAUUUUGUUAUAUCGGCAGCGUAUAAGCACGAGGAUUCGCCCACAAGGCGAUCCUCUUGAAACUGGUUUCCAACUAGUUUUCAACCGUUAUUUUAAAACAGUUGCGUCUUUUGGGCGCUUGGCCUAAGUGUGCAAGAAUUGAACAGCAAUGUGACGAAACUAUGGUAUGUAGAUGUUAAGUAAACUUUAUGUGAUAUUGUAAUGAGUUCUUUACUUUAUUUUAUUUUUAACACUUACUGAAAAUACUUAAUUUAUUAGUCUUUAUUUUUAAUUUAUUUACACACUUAAACAUAUAAUUUAUAUACACAAUUAUUUAUUUAUAAUUUAUGUUCUAUAUUAUUUAUAACACGCGACAUUGAGAUAAAGACUGAGCUCGUUUCACAUAAAUUCUUUUAAUUUUCGUUUUGAAGGAAAUGAUUAUCUUUUAUUUAUAUUAUUUGAUGCCAGUUCUGUAAUUUUCGUCUGCGGCAAUAGUCAGUCUGGUAAUGCUUCCAAUAUUUUCGAUCUUCUUCGACGCAAACGCUAAAUAAUAUGGAAUCAGUAGACUCUAACUACCUGAAAACAGGUACUUGACGGUUGUUUAUACGAGGCUCCAAUCUAGGAGCCAUUUACUAACGUAACAAUAGCCUAACCAGCAUUAUUGAAUGUCUUGUUCUUGAAUGUCUGGAUAAUGUGCAGUAAAGAAAUUUGCGUAGCCGUAUAAAAUUAUCACAUUUCUCUACUGCGCAUGAUUAGGAUCUUCUAGAACAGAUCUGCGAUAGAAAAAAAUUAUAAUUAUUAUAAAAAAUAUUAAAACAAUCGACAUGAUUUCUACAAAAACAACACAAUAAAAGUAAAAGUAGAAGAACAAACUGACCCAACUGAAGCUGGUACUGGGAUAAGACAGGUGGUUCUAUUGGGAGAAAUCUCAAAAAAAGUUGUUUUUCUCCCAUCUAAUGGGAGAAAAACUACUUAAAAUCUACUGCUAUGCAGACGAUACAAUACUAUUCUCUCAAAGUGAAGAAAGAAAACUCUACUCGCCAGAAAAUUUUAACGAAAUAAAUAUACUAAACAGUUUAUUUGUAUUUUAUUUAAAUAUUAAACUAUUAUUAAUACUUACCUAUCACUUUCAAAAAAUGAUUAUUAAAACAACACCAAAAAUUAAAAAAAAAAUAGGAAUCGUCCGUAUUCGAAACCGGGACCUCUCGAUAGACUCUCUCGAUAAUACUCUCCAACGAAGCCAUCACCGCUCUGUUUACGUGACAUCUCGGACAUAAAUACAAAUCACGGUGACAAAUAGAUCAAGUGAAGUAAAAAGAUGUUAUAAUGGAUACUUAUUAUCUUACUCCCGACGAAGCCAAAUCCAAAGACGCAAAAAUUCUAACAAAUAAUAUAUUUACUAAAAACACUAAUUAUAUUCUUUUCAUACUCGAUUUGCGCUGAUACAUACAUAACUUGAAAGAUUAGCAACGAACUCCAUACUGUCUGUGUGCGCAUGCGGAAUAUAGGAAUCCAGAAUAAUAAAAAAGAAUAAUUAAAAUAUACUCUCAAUCUCGCCUAAUACAGCAUGCUACGCCUAUAACAUCAAAAAGAACAAAUGCAUGGUUAUAACAGCAAAUUUACAUAAUGUAAAUUAGAGCUGCAGGGUCAGGUAAUAGAACAAGUGUUGCAAUUCAAACAAAAGUAGGCGACAUCAAGUGAAUAGAGCAAAUAGAGCCGCAGGUUGCAGGAAUAAAACAAUAUGGGGAAAUAAAAAUAUCGGAAAAGGAAUGAAAGGCAGAAUUUACACAACAGUCAUCAGACCAAUAAUGAUAUACGCAGCAGAAAUACGACCUGAUGCAGAGAAGACAAAAAGAAUGCUAGAAACAGCAUAGAUGAAAACCCUUAAAAAAUUUGAUGGUAAGACACUAGAAGACAGAGCUAGAAGUACAGAUAUAACGGAAAUGCAAGGUAGAGAACAUUCAGAAUUGGGUAAGAAGCAGAAGAGUAGAAUGUAACGAUCACAUAAGUUGAAUGACAACAAAUAGAGUAGUAAGGAUGGCAAGAGAUGGAUCCCGAAUAGGAAGACGAUCAGUGGAAAGACCGAUGGAAUGACAACUCGCUGGAAACACAUUGAAAAACAAACAAAUUCUUUUCCACACAAAAAGAAGAAGAAUAAAAAGUAUUAGGGAUAUGAAAAAACUUCCAAAAAUAUGCAAAAUUGCUAAAAAAAAAACAAAAAAUAUUUAAUAAGCUAAUAAAACCCAACACUUAGUGAUGUGCAAAACCUAAUAUGUAAUAACAAUAUGUGAUGUUAAUCGACAUAAUAUGUUAAACAUAACGAGAAAAUCGUCAUCAUAGAGAUUUGGGAGAAGAGAUAAUAAUAGUGAGAAAUGGAAAGUGUUCAACAUUCUAGUACUAGAAUCUUUCUAAAGACCUUUCUAGCGAACAUCGAACAGCUUACUCUAGCAGACAUAUUUGUGCAAGAUUAUCUAGAGUACCUGGCCAACUAUGGCUUUAGAACACACCAACCCUCAAUUUUUUGAAACCUUAGGCAUCUAAGAUGAGCAAAUGUUCCCCUUAGAAGAAGUCACAAUCGUGUGGUUUAAAUUUUGAUAACAUUUGUGUCAUUCCAUAAACUUAAUUGGUCCACACUGACAUUCCGUUUUUCUUGCAUCCAUGGUUAGUGGAUAGGGCUUUUCAUCGAUUGUCAUUUGUUUCGAGCUUCUGUCA
This is a messenger RNA of Diabrotica virgifera virgifera (western corn rootworm), 10979 nucleotides long. RefSeq lists its product as uncharacterized. The record is from RefSeq and is a predicted model, not a curated record. The coding region runs from base 880 to 2445 and encodes 521 amino acids. NCBI's taxonomy places the organism in Eukaryota, Metazoa, Arthropoda, Insecta, Coleoptera, Chrysomelidae. The transcript is spliced from 6 exons.